Molecule: messenger RNA, 2968 nt
Organism: Cyprinus carpio (common carp)
Lineage: Eukaryota; Metazoa; Chordata; Actinopteri; Cypriniformes; Cyprinidae
Gene: eps8a
Product: EGFR pathway substrate 8, signaling adaptor a
Biological process (GO): regulation of Rho protein signal transduction; Rho protein signal transduction; positive regulation of ruffle assembly
Cellular component (GO): vesicle; plasma membrane; ruffle membrane
Molecular function (GO): actin binding
Source: RefSeq, a predicted model, not a curated record
CGGCGCUGUCGGGUCGCGCGCGGGGGUCGGUGAGGCGGAGCGCGAAUCUAACUCACGCCAGCGGCUCUUUAUUUUCUCAUUUAACCGAGAAACUCACUGACAGUCACCGUCCCCUGCCGAGCCGUGUGUGUUUGUGCUUCUGCCAUGCGGUAAAAGAAAUACAGAAACAGUGUGUGAUCUGUGAGCGCAAUGCAGAGUCCAGACAUGAACGGAUACGCCGGAGUCACAGCGCAGUCCUCACAGAUGAACGGUCACGGCUCACUGUCUCCAGAUGUUCCUGCCAAAAGCACGGGUGGUAAAGCUCUGUACGAGCAAAGGAAGAACUACACCAAAAACAGCAUCAACAGCCUGACGGACACGUCACAGUACCAUGUGGAGCAUCUGACCACGUUUGAGGAGGCCAUGCUGACCAUCGAGGACGGCAUCAGGAAGCUGCGUCUGCUGGACGCUAAAGGGAAGGUGUGGACGCAGGACAUGAUCCUGCAGGUGGACGGGAAAGCCGUCAGCCUCAUCGACAACGACAGCAAGAAUGAACUGGAGAACUUUCCUCUGGCCUCGAUCCAGCACUGUCAGGCCGUGAUGAACGCCUGCAGCUACGACUCCAUCCUGGCGCUGGUGUGUAAGGAGUCCGGUCAGAGCAAACCGGACCUGCACCUGUUCCAGUGCGACGACAUCAAGGCCAAUUUGAUCCACAUGGACAUCGAGAGCGCCGUCAGCGACCACAAGGGCGGGAAAGUCAAGAAGCGUCCGGAGGUGCUGAAAAUGAUCCUAAAGAGUGACGGGACCAUCCCUCCGCCCCCAGGAGGCCCCGCCCCCGAGCUUCCAGGAGCUGUCAAUCAAACGGACAGCAAGAGCCGAGUGGCCAGUUGGACCAAUGAGCAGCAGGAGCAUGAUCCACAGAGACAUUGGAUAUAGUUGGAUAGCGCAGCGCAAGUGGACAGAGAUGUGCAAAUCCUCAAUCACAUUCUGGACGACAUCGAACACUUCGUCACCAAACUGCAGAAAGCCGCCGAGGCCUUUAACGAUCUCUCAAAACGCAAGAAAACCAAGAAGAGCAAAAAGAAAGGACCCGGAGAGGGAGUUUUGACGCUGAGAGCUAAACCUCCGUCUCAGGACGAGUUUAUCGACUGUUUCCAGAAGUUCAAACACGCCUUCAACCUGCUGGGGAAGUUGAAGAACCACAUUCAGAACCCCAGUGCUGUGGAUCUGGUCCACUUCCUGUUCAAUCCUCUCAGACUGGUGAUCCAGACGUCUGGAGGAGUGGAUCUGGCUAAAAGCGUGAUCGUUCCUCUCCUCACCAGAGAAGCCAUUGACUUCCUGCACGCGGCGGGUUCGGCGGAGGAGAGACACCUGUGGGUCACGCUGGGAGACGGAUGGACCAAAUGCAGGUUGGAGUGGCCGAAGGAUCACCCGUUUCCUCCGCACACGCUGUGUUUCCGGGACGGCUGGGAGCCGCCGGUGCUGGUGUCUCGAGAGCAGGACGUGGCUCAGCUGGCGGAGAGGCUCGGCGCGGCUCAGAGACCUGUGGACAGACCUCCGCUCGACCAGCCGCUGGUCCAGGACUUCCCCGGCACAGACGGGUACGGCUACAGGCACACCUCUUACAAGCGCUUGCACCUGCUGGAGCCAGACACGGCCGUGGCUGCUUUUAAACACGCGGUCAGCCGUCAUGUAGAUAGGAACCUUGAGGCUCACAGCCAGACGCAGAGGAACUUUGCCAAAUCCAGAUACGACUUUGUGGCCAGAAACAACACUGAACUGUCUGUGAUGAAAGACGAGGUGGUGGAGGUGCUGGAUGACAGGAAGCAGUGGUGGAAGGUGCGAAACGGGUCGGGGGCUAUAGGAUAUGUGCCAAACAACAUCUUGGAGAUCAGCAGGGCAGUGGACAUGACGGGCCGCGGGGAGCCCAUCUACAGCCACACCAUACAGCUAAUGAUGCCAAAAAAGGAAUUUGAGUUGUUUAAGCAAUUACUGGGCGAGUUAAACGAGAAGCAGCGCUCAGAUUAUGUGCCCAAACCGGCGGUGACGGAAGCCCCGCCCACCCCAAUGGCCCCGCCUCCUCCCGCCCCACUGCAGAUCCCCACCCCCCCGCUGCUGCCCGCAUCCGCCCAAAAACAUGACACACCACCGGCAGACGGCCAACAACACAACAACAGCAGCAGCGAGAGCGACGGCGUGACCAUGAGAGAACAUCAGAGAGAGAGACCCGCGCCCGCCAGCCGCCGGAAAUCCAACAUGGAGGAGGUUCAGGACGAGCUGAUGCACAGACUGACUCUGGGCCGCAGCGCUCAGAAAAAGUUCCAGGCUCCGUCUCGAUCCUCCAGCCUGCCGGCGGUCAACAUCACGUACGACUCCACGCCGGACGAGGUCAAGGCCUGGCUGCAGCUCAAAGGCUUCAGCGAAGAGACUAUCAACAGUCUGGGUGUGCUGACCGGCGCCCAGCUCUUCUCUCUGAACAAAGACGAGCUGAAGACCGUGUGUCCUGAUGAAGGAGCUCGGGUCUACAGCCAGAUCGCCGUCCAGAAAGCUGCUCUCGAGAGGAGCUCCGCCUCGGAGCUGCAGGAGAUCAUGAGGAGGCGGCAGGAGAAGCUGGCAGCGGCGGCGGCGGCGGGUGAUUCCGGCGUGGAGUCCUUCGAUGAGGGGAGCAACCACUGACCCCUCACUCACCUCUGUCACCUCUGACCUUUUACAGGACGCCGUGGAGCGCGCUCAGUUUGCCGCCAUAAUGCACCGUCGUCAAGAACUCUUGGACCCGUCUGAUAACGGAACCAGAUCGGACGCAGACAAACACGCGUGACGAGACGCGAGAGGAAAUUGGCUUUUAUUAGCAGAGAUGUGAACGUUGCUUCAGCGUUCUCCGCAGGUUCCUGUGAGAACAUCAGAGCUGUAUGUAGUCUAGUGCCAUUGAGUUUUGCCUUCAUACUCCAACAUCCUGGAAAGAUUCGUAUAUAUAUAUAUAUACUGUAUA